Messenger RNA from Perognathus longimembris pacificus (Pacific pocket mouse), 4256 nucleotides. RefSeq names its product death inducer-obliterator 1 (gene Dido1). Gene Ontology annotation, cellular component: nucleus. The record is from RefSeq and is a predicted model, not a curated record. The coding region runs from base 216 to 3755 and encodes 1179 amino acids. Gene Ontology annotation, biological process: apoptotic signaling pathway; DNA-templated transcription. NCBI's taxonomy places the organism in Eukaryota, Metazoa, Chordata, Mammalia, Rodentia, Heteromyidae. The transcript is spliced from 15 exons.
CGAAGUGCGGAGUUGUGGCUCCGGGACGGCUACCUGUAGACUGAGCCCGAAGCUAAGGAGCUCAUUCCCUGUCAGUGUCUCAGCAGUCUAGUUGGUUGUUAGAAGCUUGAACCUUCUCAAGAGCAGUGACUGGCAGCAGUGCUUCAAGGCCUGGUCAUCUGCUGGGCCUGGGCCAGGAUUUCAGCAAAAAGUGAACUUUCCUGGGUGGAGCAGGUAUGGAUGAUAAAGGGGACCCAAGCAGUGAAGAUGCGCCGAAGGCUAUCAAACCCACAAGUAAAGAGUUCAGGAAAACAUGGGGGUUUCGGAGAACCACGAUUGCUAAGCGUGAGGGUGCGGGAGAUGCGGAGGUGGACUCCGCCGAGCCGCAGCCGCAGCAGCACAGCCUCUCCCUGCGCCGCAGUGGAAGGCAGCCAAAGCGCACGGAGAGGGUGGAAGAGUUCCUAACCACAGUGCGUCGACGUGGAAGGAAAAGUGUGCCUGUCUCCCUUGAGGACUCCGGUGAGCCUGCAUCCUGUCCGGUCACGGACGGGGAAACGGCCUCAGAAGGGAGCGUUGAGAGUAGCUCAGAGAUAAGAGGUGGCCCUGUUCCCAGCUCCUCGGGGGUGAAGGAACGCCCUGUCUCUUCUGGAAAGGUCAAAGGAGGUGAUGAUGAGGAAGAUACCUCUGAUAGUGACAGCGAUGGCCUUACUCUGAAGGAGCUUCAGAAUCGCCUUCGAAGGAAACGAGCAGAGGAGCCAGUAGAGAGGCCCCUGAAGGGCAUUCAGAAUCGCCUGCGGAAGAAGCGCUGGGAGGAGAAUCCCCCUGAAACUGUGGACGAGGCAUGCAGCGCUGGCGAGGACACCCCACCCUGCAAGCAGGAGCCCGAGGCUGGCCAGGGGGCAGGGUCCCAGGCAACAACAGAAAGUGACAGGGAGAACCUGUCGGAGGGGACAGAAACUCAUGGAACAGAAGAUGAAGGCCCUGGCGACACAGGAAAACCCAAGCCCGAGUGUGAGGUUUAUGACCCCAAUGCUCUGUAUUGCAUCUGCCGCCAGCCUCACAACAACAGAUUUAUGAUCUGCUGUGAUCGGUGUGAGGAGUGGUUCCACGGAGACUGCGUGGGCAUUUCUGAGGCCCGGGGACGGCUCUUGGAAAGAAAUGGGGAAGAUUACAUCUGCCCAAACUGCACUAUUCUGCAAGUUCAGGAUGAGACCAACUCAGAAGCCACAGAUGAGCAGGAACUUAGAUGUAGACUCGAAGGCAGUGACGGCACAGAGUGCACAAGUAUAGGGACAGUGGAACAGAAGUCUAGUGAGGACCAGGGGAUAAAAGGUAGAAUCGAGAAAGCUGCAAAUCCCAGCGGCAAGAAAAAACUCAAGAUAUUCCAGCCUGUUGUGGAGGCUCCGGAUGCUGCCAGGUGCAUCGGCCCUGGGUGCUCCAGUGUAGCACAGCCUGACUCCGUGUACUGCAGUGAUAGUUGCAUUCUCAAACAUGCAGCAGCUACUAUGAAAUCUUUAAGCUCAGGUAAAGAACAGAAACCUAAACCUAAAGAAAAAGUCAAGAUGAAGCCAGAAAAACCGAGUCUUCCCAAGUGCAGUGUUCAGGUAGGGAUUAAAAUCUCUUCUGUGCACAAGAGACCAGCUCCAGACAAAAAAGAAAACCCAGCAAAGAGGGUGAUGGUGGCCCCUCCUGGAAGUGAAGCCUCAGGGAAGGAGGCAGCCUGUGAAAGCAGCACGCCAUCCUGGGCGAGUGACCACAACUAUAAUGCAGUGAAGCCGGAGAAGCCUGCAGCCCCAGCCUCCACGUUGUUGUGUAAAUCCACGAAGGAUAAUAGGAGGAUGGAGGACAGGACAGUAGUGGCGUCAAAGAAAAUGACUCCUCCAGGAUCCUUGGUGGGCAGACAACCUUCACCUAGGAGUCUGGCUCCAAAGAAGCCUUCUCCCUUUGCGAAUGUGCCAGCAGCCAAGGCCACUAAAAAGCCCCCUGCAGGCUUCAAGGGCACCAUCCCCAAGAGGCCGUGGAUCCCAGCUGCUCCUUCGGGUGCUGUUGCCAGGCAGGCAGGAGCAAUGUCUACCGCUCCCAAAAAGUCACCUGGCUCUGUCGCUGCGACAGGAGCACUCAGGAAGCCAAUGGCCGCAAAUGCUGCUGCAGCUGCUCCAGCCCCGGGCCGCCUCGGGGCUUCCGGCCCUGCCCCAGCACAGCCAAAUUCACAAAUACGCCAGAAUAUAAGACGCUCCUUGAAAGAGAUCUUGUGGAAAAGAGUCAAUGACAGCGAUGACUUGGUCAUGACAGAAAACGAAGUAGGAAAAGUCGCCCUCCACAUUGAAAAGGAAAUGUUUAACUUGUUCCAAGUUACAGAUAAUCGCUAUAAGAGUAAAUAUCGCAGCAUCAUGUUCAACCUCAAGGAUCCCAAGAAUCAGGGACUUUUCCAUCGAGUUCUGCGAGAGGAGAUCUCUUUGGCAAAACUAGUGAGGAUGAAGCCAGAAGAGCUUGUGUCUAAAGAGCUUUCUAUGUGGAAAGAGAGGCCAGCAAAACCUGUGGCAGAGUCCAGGGCUAAGUUGCAUCCUGAAAGCAAGAAGACCACUGUUAAGUCAGAAACUGUUCCUGACAUGGAAGACUCCCCACCAGUGUCAGACUCAGAAGAACAGCAGGAAUCAGUACGAGCUGCCCCUGAAAAGAACACAGUACCUCUUCUCGAUGUCUUCAGCAGCAUGUUGAAGGAUACAACAAGUCAGCAUCGGGCCCAUCUUUUUGAUCUAAACUGUAAAAUUUGUACAGGUCAGGUUCCAUCAUCAGAAGAUGAACCAGCUCCUAAAAAACAAAAACUGUCCACUUCUAUGAAGAAAGAUGACUUGAAGUCCAAGUAUGACAGCUCUCCCUCGGAUCCAGUUCCUGGCUCGGCUGAUGAAGGGAUCACAGAAACUUUGCCUGAAAAUACUCCUGAGCCAGACCUGGAAAGCACAUCUCGUCCACUCCCGGAGAGAAAGUAUUUCCCUGGACUUCCAGGAGAGAGUCAUGCUGAGCCUUCCCCACUGGAAAGCCUCACUCCCUCCUCAGCCUCCUGUGGGGCUGGUGUGGUCACCACAGUUACCAUGUCCGGCCGAGACCCCAGGACUGCUCUGAGUGGGCUGGGCACUGUCACCACCUCCACUGCAGCCCCCCUAGACAGCACCCACACAGCAGAAGCCAAGCCUGAUGUGCUAAAGCCUGCUCUGACCCCUGUGGUGGUCCCUAAGUCCAUACUGGCCAAGCCAUCCCCAUCCUCUGACCCGAGAUACCUGUCAGCUUCACCAUCACCAAAUGUCAGUGCCUCAGAAUCACGGUCACCCCCAGAAGGAGACACGACUCUCUUCUUGUCUCGCCUCGGCACUAUUUGGAAAGGAUUUAUUAACAUGCAGAGUGUAGCAAAAUUCGUCACUAAAGCGUAUCCUGUCUCUGGGUGUUUUGAUUAUCUCAGUGAGGACUUGCCCGACACGAUCCACGUUGGUGGAAGGAUUGCGCCGAAGACGGUUUGGGAUUAUGUCGGCAAGCUCAAGUCUUCCGUGUCUAAGGAGCUCUGUCUGAUCCGCUUUCACCCUGCAACAGAGGAGGAGGAGGUCGCCUACAUUUCUCUCUACUCCUACUUUAGCAGCCGUGGCCGCUUUGGGGUUGUAGCUAAUAACAGCAGGCAUGUCAAGGACCUCUACUUGAUUCCACUGAGUGCUAAAGACCCUGUGCCGUCUAAACUCUUGCCCUUUGAGGGACCAGGUAAGCACCCAUUUCCUGGGGAUCAUUAGGCACAUUCGGUUCCUACCUGUCUCUCCACUGGCAGGGGUCACCAGGUAGAUAUCUGCCAGUCCCACACCCCGCUUCCUAGAAGCCUGUCCUCUGAAGCACAGGGGUGUGGUCCUACAAGUCCGUCUAGCAGUAUAAAAAGUACCCCAGAUGUUGGUAGAAGGAAAAGGCCUGCUACUUGGAACCAGCCCGUUCACAGCCUCAGACGAGUGGACCAUUCAGAAUGCCCAGGAUUUGAGGACCUUCCUCAAGAAGAGGAAAGGUAUUACUCCACGGCUGCUGGCAGGAGCCUCAGCUUGGAGUAAGUUGGUGUCUGUGAGCAGCCUCCUCCUCUCUGAGGCUGCAUAUCCCACAGGCUGGAUUCCUCAAAAUGAUGACUUACAAGUCCUCUGCUCAAGGUUUUGUUUUCUUGGUGUGGGUCUUGGGGCUUGAACUUGGGGCCUGGACACUAUCCCUAGCUUUGUUGCUCAAGGUUAGCUCUCUACUACAUGAGCCCCACAGUU